This is a messenger RNA of Hypoxylon trugodes, 699 nucleotides long. RefSeq lists its product as uncharacterized. NCBI's taxonomy places the organism in Eukaryota, Fungi, Ascomycota, Sordariomycetes, Xylariales, Hypoxylaceae. Bases 125 to 499 code for a protein of 124 amino acids. The transcript is spliced from 2 exons. The record is from RefSeq and is a predicted model, not a curated record.
UCCUGUCCCCUCACCCCUAAUCGACUACAUCAAUCUAGACGAACGAAACGAAAAUAUUAUAGGAUUUUGGUCACGACGAGGAAAGAAAAUAGAAUUGAAAAGAAUAUUAGAAAAUACAGAAAGAAUGGAGUACCUGACGAAACAGCCCGAGAACCUCUCCGCUUUCCAGCGGUUUGGCCGCUGGCUUCGGUUGAAGCAGUACCAGAUCGAGGUCACUUUCGGAGUCUACAUGUUUACGCCAACUGAAAAGUUUCUAUUUUGGUCCGUCGUGUUCCUCCUAUGCAGCUUAUUGAACAUCGCUACCGUCCUCUACCUUCCACAACACCUUCUUUUCAUCAUUCACCGCGCGUGGUUUUACGUUAAUGGCGGCGAGAGUGGUGUGGCUUCCAACGUUGUCGCGGGAAACAAGGAUGCUUUAUCACUAGCAACAUCAUACGCGACGAAAACGAUGGCAGCCGCUGUCUCAGAAACGGCCGAAUCGAUAAGUCGAGAAUUGUAACGCUCAUGAGCCCAAGCCCCAAUGAUACCAUUCUGCCCUACGAAGCAAGUGGCGAACAACGUAAUAUUUAAUCAGGGGAGGUCGUGUCUAGUAUCGACCUAAUCAAAGAGGAGGUGACAUUUGGCGUCAAUAUGCUCGAGAUACGGUUUGGCGUUCGGAUCAAUAGACUUGCGUGUCGAUGGGCUUGCAACGAAGUCACG